AAUUUUUUAAUUGAAAAAUGCAUAAUUAGAUUGAUUAAGGUUUAUUAUAGGAACAUGAUCAGAAUAAUGGUAUAGAUUAGAAUAAAUGAAUAGUUGAAAUUUUACCAAAUGAGAAUACUGAAAUAUAUAAAUAACCUACUUAAAUAUUUGAGAUGGGAAAGGAAUACUUUAAACAAUGCCAUCAAUUAUUAGCCAUUUAUACAGCUCUUAAAUUUAUUGCCUCAAUUACUUUAGUAUAUAGUAAAACUAAAAUAUUAGAUUAUUUUAAGAGAAACUUUAUACCAAGAUGAAAUUCUUGAAAAGGAUUUUGAGGAUAUCUUUGAUGCAGCUUAUUUAGAAAUCUGGAUGUAUGUUUCCUGUAUUUAUUUAUUUUUUUAAAUAAGGUGCUCAUAGUCUAUUUGCUUUCAUCUAUUAUACUUAAUUAUUGAUAAAAAUUGAUAACCAUAUUAAGUGCACUCAAAUAAUUGAAGAAAUGAUGUAAAUGAUAGUGAUCGAGGUUCCUGAAGGUUUUACUAAUCAGGAAAGAUAGGAUUUCAUAAGCGAUUAAGUUAAUAUAUAAAAUUAAGAAAUGGUUUAAAGAUUAGAAAUAGAUGGGCAAAUAGAAGAGUCAAGAAGAAUCACUCUUAUUGCAACAGAUAUAAAAGUUUAAAUUCACAAUAUAUAAGAAAAACCUCUUGAAAUAGGAAAAGCUUUUAAAUUUCUUAGGAAAAGGAUGCUUUAUCCUUUUUUAAUUUAUAUAAUUAUGGGGGUUGAUAUUCUAUUUUCAUAGUAAAAAAAGUGAAAACAAUAGUAAUGUCUUAUUUUAUAGUUUGUAUAAAGGCUAUUUGCUUUCCGUAAAGUUAUUCAUAAAUUAUAGGUUGUAUUUAUGGGAAUAUAUCAAUAUUUAGAAAUCUACAUAAUAACUCUAUUAGUUUUAAUUUUUUUGCCAAUUCUUCUUUUUUAUAGUUUAUAUGACUGGAUUAAGAAUUAUUGUUAAAAAAGAAAAGAUAGAAGAAGAAUUGAUGAUUCAUUAAAAGAAAGUAUGUUUAGUUUACAAGAAAAAGCUGAAGGUAAUUUAUGAAGUCUAUUAUAUAUUAGGAGAUAAUGAAUGUGCAAUUUGUAUGAAUGAAUAUGAAGAAAAAGAUAAAAUUGCAGUUCUGCCAUGCUCAAAUAAACAUCAAUUUCAUUCAUCAUGUAUUAGAAUGUGGUUAGAAGUCAAUACAAAAUGUCCUUUAUGCAGAAGUGAUGUAAUUCCUUUGACAGAUGAAGUUUUCUGAUUUAUUUUAUCAUAUAAUUCGC
Molecule: messenger RNA, 1278 nt
Organism: Paramecium sonneborni
Lineage: Eukaryota; Ciliophora; Oligohymenophorea; Peniculida; Parameciidae
Source: the annotation of a GenBank genome assembly